This is a messenger RNA of Protopolystoma xenopodis, 944 nucleotides long. Lineage: Eukaryota; Metazoa; Platyhelminthes; Monogenea; Polystomatidea; Polystomatidae. The record is from the annotation of a GenBank genome assembly.
CUGAGGCGAAGGAGUUGGAUCAAUGGAUAGAGCAGCUGUACGAAUGUAAGCAACUUUCAGAAACUCAAGUAAAAACCCUCUGUGAUAAGGUGGUUACUUUUUCAAAAUUACUUCCAGCCAAAGAGAUACUCACAAAAGAGUCCAAUGUUCAGCAUGUCCGAAAUCCGGUGACAGUUUGUGGUGAUGUUCAUGGUCAAUUCCAUGAUCUUAUGGAAUUAUUCCGGAUUGGAGGAAAGUCACCAGAUACCAAUUAUUUGUUUAUGGGUGACUAUGUUGAUCGAGGCUACUAUUCCGUGGAGACAGUCACUCUCCUGGUUGCCCUCAAAGUUCGAUUUCGCGAUAGGAUCACUAUUUUGCGAGGAAACCAUGAGAGCCGUCAGAUUACCCAAGUGUAUGGAUUUUAUGAUGAAUGUCUUCGAAAAUAUGGCAAUGCAAAUGUAUGGAAGUUUUUUACCGAGCUUUUUGACUAUUUACCUUUAACGGCUCUUGUAGAUAACUCAAUAUUUUGUCUCCACGGCGGCCUUUCUCCUUCAAUUGACACACUCGAUCAUAUACGGGCAUUGGAUCGUAUUCAAGAGGUACCACACGAGGGUCCAAUGUGUGAUCUACUUUGGUCCGACCCAGAUGACAGGGGUGGUUGGGGCAUAAGUCCUCGAGGGGCUGGUUAUACUUUUGGUCAGGAUAUUUCUGAAAGUUUUAAUCACACUAAUUGCUUAAGUCUGGUCAGCCGAGCACAUCAAUUGGUGAUGGAAGGAUUCAAUUGGUGUCAUGACCGAAACGUGGUGACUAUAUUCUCCGCCCCUAACUACUGCUAUCGAUGUGGAAAUCAAGCCGCCAUAAUGGAGCUGGAUGAUAGCCUCAAAUAUACUUUCCUUCAAUUCGACCCGGCCCCGAGACGCGGCGAGCCCCACGUUUCUAGGCGUACACCGGAUUACUUUUUAUAA